Sardina pilchardus (European sardine) is the source of this 3189-nucleotide messenger RNA. RefSeq names its product mitogen-activated protein kinase 15 (gene mapk15). Gene Ontology annotation, biological process: intracellular signal transduction; protein phosphorylation. Lineage: Eukaryota; Metazoa; Chordata; Actinopteri; Clupeiformes; Clupeidae. Gene Ontology annotation, cellular component: nucleus; cytoplasm. The record is from RefSeq and is a predicted model, not a curated record. Gene Ontology annotation, molecular function: MAP kinase activity; ATP binding. The coding region runs from base 743 to 2650 and encodes 635 amino acids. The transcript has 14 exons.
AAGAGGGGGAUUUUCAAAUUGAAGGCUACAAAAGUGAAGGUUUGCCAAAUUGCCAGUGUAGAUAAACAUAUUUUUGAGAGGGGGUAGAGUGCAGUCUGACAGCUUUACAGUAAUUGUGCAGGAAUUUGUGAAUUGAAAGGCUGAUACACCACACAAACCAAGUGACAAUACGCGUUAACUUGAAGUGGUCACGUUGAAGGGUAACGUUGACAAAUUGAUAUUCAUUUGCUACUAUAUGGUUUGCAAGCUUUCACUUUAGCUACGUCUCCUAUCGUUCAUUUAUCCGGAUUCAAAAUCUUAGUGUAAGAUGGUCUGGUUAUGAGCAGUAAUUCAUGGGGAUUUUAGCAUUGCCGAAUAGUAAGCGCAUGGAAGCGCGUAUAACGUUAACGAUACAUAGAGAACGUGGCAAAACGAGGCAAUAACAGUGCGUUACAGAUUAGCCUACCUUUUGUUUUUGUUUUGUGUUUUUUUUAUACCGAGAAACUAUCUUCACCGGCUUACUAGCUCUCUACCUAUCGAUGCCAAGCAAUGUUAGCUCUCAAACUAGCAAGAUAGCUAACAUUACCUGAUAAUAUUGCAUUUCUUGAAGUCGUGCCUUCUGCAAAGUCUAACCCCCUCUAAUAACUCUCAAGAAAAAUACAGGUUUCAGAUGUAACCAAGUAACCCUUACCACACGCUCAGACCUUGUAGACACAUGUGUUUGAAAAGAGCAGAAUAACACAUUACAAGACAAAAAGACACAAUGAAUGUAACCGAGGUGGAGGACCACAUCUCCCUGAGAUAUGAAGUGAAGAGAAGACUCGGAAAGGGGGCCUAUGGGAUUGUGUGGAAAGCCAUUGACCGCAAGACAGGCGAGACCGUAGCAGUCAAGAAAAUCUUUGAUGCCUUUAGGAAUCGCACUGAUGCACAGAGAACUUUCAGAGAAAUCAUGUUUCUACAGGAGUUUGGAGAUCACCCCAACAUAGUCAAACUACUGGACGUCAUCCGUGCCCGAAAUGACAAAGACAUCUACCUGGUGUUUGAGUAUAUGGACACAGACCUGCAUGCUGUGAUCAAGAAGGGCAACCUGCUGAAAGACGUCCACAGGCGGUACAUCAUGUACCAGCUCCUCAAAGCCACCAAGUACCUGCACUCAGGGAAUGUCAUCCACAGAGACCAGAAGCCUUCAAACAUCCUGCUAGACACAGACUGCUUUGUGAAGCUGUGUGACUUUGGCCUGGCACGCUCCCUCUUCCAGACCCAGGAGGAUGGGGGGAAUCCUGCUUUGACUGAAUACGUGGCGACCCGCUGGUACCGUGCCCCUGAGAUUCUCUUAGGCUCUGCCAGGUACACAAAGGGAGUGGACAUGUGGAGCGUCGGGUGCAUCCUGGGCGAGAUACUGCUGGGAAAGCCGCUGUUCCCCGGCACCUCCACCAUCAACCAGAUCGAGAAGAUCAUGAGUGCCAUCCCCCACCCCACACCCGAAGAUGUUAUCUCCAUCCGCUCAGAAUAUGGAGCCUCUGUGAUCCAAAGGAUGCUGCUCAGGCCCCAAGUUCCUCUUGAGGAGCUGCUGGGAUCUCCAGUGGAUGCUGACGCUCUGGACCUGCUGAAGCGUUUGCUGGUGUUCAACCCUGAGAAGAGGCUCACAGCAGAACAGAGCCUGCAACACCCAUAUGUGUCCAGGUUCCAUAAACCAGCCAAAGAGCCUGGCCUGGACUAUGAUGUCAUCCUGCCUGUGGAUGAUGACGUCCAACUGUCUGUCACGCAGUACCGCAACAAGCUAUACGAGAUGAUCACUGAGAGGAGGUACAGUGGCUGGGUCCAGAAGCGCUGGCACAGGAGGAAGGAGGAGGAGCAGAUGGGACAAACAAAGGGCAUCUCAGGGUCCAGGGGAGACGCGCUGGGGAACGCGCCCAACGCGACCUCCUCGAUCCCGAAGGACACUGGGAAAGGAGAAGGGGGAGGUGAUGGAGGAAAUAAGUCACCGAGUCUUCGGAAAGAGAGUUCUGUGACGCAGCAACCGGCAACCACCAGUCCAGUGCUUCCACACAUACAGCCAGCCAAUGAAAAGAGUGGUGCCGCACACACGGUCUCACAAACAGCCAAUGAGAAGAGUGGUUCGGUCCCCACACAUACACAACCAGCCAAUGACCGAGUUGGUGUACUGUUGAGUCCUGGUGCGCAGAAGACUACCUACAAUCCCAUUACUCACGCUCCUAUGCUCUCCCAGCUGCAGCGCAAUGGCCUAGUCUACAGGAUGCAACCGCAGCAGGUCACCACUGCUGAGCACAUCCCUAUCCUGCCAUCAGAGGGCGCUAAUGGGAACAUGGUUGGAGAUAACGGCCGAGCGCGCGGACGGUCGGCUCCCGUCACCCGCGUCCGUUCCUUCUCGCUGACGCUGUCUCGUCCCCUCAACCCGCUGGUCCGCCGGGAUGAGCCCCCGGUGUCGUCUGGGCUGUGUGUGACCUCUGCGCGUCUGAACCAGCGGUCUCCUUCUCAGACGCGUGAGGCCCGGCCACAGGUUAGGUUCAGCAAGAAAGUGUUCCAGAGCAACGCCAACGUCUCAGCUGCCGGAGACCCCCGGGCCAAACUGGGCAGCUAUUCGCAAGCCUACGGCACCAUCAACAAGACUGAACUGGACAACUUACUGAGGAGCCGCCAUCAGCACUAACAUACAAAUAACGCACUUAAGACAUAAAACGAACCCAAACAAAUGAACACACCAGCCCUGCAGCAGCAGCAUCAUCAGAAGGACUGACCAGGAUAUCAUGCUGAAAAGCUGAAACCAGCAUUCAAAACACACACCCUUCCUCACAACCAUGCACAAACUCAUAUGCACAACACAAUUAUGCAAUCACAGGGUGUUUUAUGUGCAUACAUUUAAUGACUGUCUUACAAAUGAUACACAAAAUAGGUAUGCCCUUGUACAAAUAGACAGUACAUCAGUUUAGACGAUGAAGAACAAGGCAAGCAGGCAGCUGUUGGGGAGACUAUUGUGAAGAGAAAAUAAAUUAUUUUGGAUCUUCAGAAAAUAUUUAUAGGAGGAAUUGGGGUUCAACCAUGGGGACUUGGAUAGAAUCUCUGAACAAAACACAGUAGUGGAUGUUCUUUGGACCUUGUAAAUGAUGGCGGUGUUGCUGAUUCAGAGCUGAAAUAUUCAGCAAUUGUACAGUACAAUGUAAGCAAUAAAGUCUCAUUGGUUUCCCCUGA